Paramormyrops kingsleyae is the source of this 588-nucleotide messenger RNA. It is a transcript of the gene dynlt1b, whose product is annotated as dynein light chain Tctex-type 1b. Gene Ontology annotation, cellular component: cytoplasm; cytoplasmic dynein complex. Gene Ontology annotation, molecular function: dynein intermediate chain binding. Gene Ontology annotation, biological process: microtubule-based movement. The record is from RefSeq and is a predicted model, not a curated record. Lineage: Eukaryota; Metazoa; Chordata; Actinopteri; Osteoglossiformes; Mormyridae.
UGCUCUCCGUCCACUGACAGCCUGGACAAAGAAAGGCUGCGCAUGCGCAGAACGGACUGCGCCCAUAGCGACCGGUAGCAUCAUGGACGACUUUCAGAGCGGAGAGGAGACUGCCUUUGUCGUAGAUGAAGUGAGCGCCAUCAUUAAGGAGUCAGUAGAGGGAGCCAUAGGAGGCAAUGCCUACCAGCACAGUAGGGUGAACCAGUGGACCACUAACGUGGUGGAGCAGUGUCUGAGUCAGCUCACCAAACUGGGAAAGCCCUUCAAAUACAUCGUUCUGCUUAUGGAUUUCUGGCUUGCAGUUACCUGUGUUAUAAUGCAGAAGAACGGGGCAGGUCUGCAGACUGCCAGCUCCUGUUUCUGGGACAACACCACUGAUGGAAGCUGCACAGUGAGGUGGGAGAAUAAGUCCAUGUAUUGCAUUGUCAGCGUCUUCGGCCUGGCAAUUUAAGCCUGGGAGUUACGUCUCCACCUGUCGAAUCAACUGUUUGCUUUGCAUAAUGAUCCAAAAGUGUUACAUUCACAUCAGCUUGCUAAAACUCUGUCAUUUCUUUAUUACAAUUUGAAUAAAUUAUUACACCUUUCCCA